Messenger RNA from Plasmodium vinckei vinckei, 657 nucleotides. Its product is annotated as peptidyl-prolyl cis-trans isomerase, putative. Lineage: Eukaryota; Apicomplexa; Aconoidasida; Haemosporida; Plasmodiidae. The coding region runs from base 1 to 657 and encodes 218 amino acids. The transcript has 3 exons. The record is from RefSeq and is a predicted model, not a curated record. Gene Ontology annotation, molecular function: peptidyl-prolyl cis-trans isomerase activity.
AUGAGAAUGACGCUAAAAAUGAUAAACAUUAUAAAUAGAUUUAUUUUUUUUAAGCUGGAUAAUACGAUAAAAUAUUCACAUAAAAUAUGUUUAUUUAACCAUAGAAAAAAACAAAUUCUUACAAGAUUUCACGAUUUUUGUAAUAUAUUUUUUGUUUCAUUAAAUUUAUAUAUUGUGAAGAAAUACAUACUUUCAAAAAACAUUCGAAUAUCUUAUUUGGAAGAUAGAGGAGACGCAUACCUACAAAAAAAGUAUAGGACGGAUACAAAAUUUUUAAGAACAGAAAGUGGAAUACUAUAUAAAGAUUUAUUAGACGGUGAAGGUGACCCAAUUGAAGAAGGAGAUACUGUUUAUAUUCAUUACCAAGGAAAAACAACAAACGACUUUCGAAUAAUUCAAUCAACAUUUAAAAGUAUUAUACCACCUAAAAUAAAAGCUGGGAUUUAUGAUAAAAAACACAUAAAGGCUAUAUAUGAAAUAGUAAUUGGUAUGAAAAAGCAUACACGAAGACAAUGUAUUGUUCCUCCUCAUUUAGCAUAUCCUAAUCAUUUUCCUAAUCAACCCCUUAUUUAUGAAAUAGAUAUAGUAAAAGUGAUAAAAAAGGGAGAAGAAAAUGAUACAUUACUUGAAAGAAUAAAAAAAAUGCUAACUAUUUAA